This is a messenger RNA of Nipponia nippon (crested ibis), 1302 nucleotides long. RefSeq names its product glial fibrillary acidic protein (gene GFAP). Gene Ontology annotation, cellular component: cell projection; cytoplasm; intermediate filament. Gene Ontology annotation, molecular function: structural constituent of cytoskeleton. Gene Ontology annotation, biological process: regulation of chaperone-mediated autophagy; intermediate filament organization. The record is from RefSeq and is a predicted model, not a curated record. NCBI's taxonomy places the organism in Eukaryota, Metazoa, Chordata, Aves, Pelecaniformes, Threskiornithidae.
AUGCACCCGUGCGUUGCACGUGGCGUGCGUGUGGACAUGGGCGUGGAGGGAUGGACGGGCGUGUGGACACGGGUAGCCCGGCUCCGGGCCCCCCGCAGCACCCAACCGAGUCCCCGCGUGGGUGCACGCCUGGGGUUGGGCUUGGGCAAGAUGGACUUCUCGCUGGCUGCGGCGCUCAACUCGGAGUUCAGGGAGACGCGCACCAACGAGAAGGUGGAGAUGAUGGAGCUCAACGACCGCUUCGCCAGUUACAUCGAGAAGGUCCGGCUCCUGGAGCAGCAGAACAAGGUGCUGGUGGUGGAGCUGAACCAGGCGCGGGACCAGGAGCCUUCGCGUCUGGCCGACGUCUACCAGGAGGAGCUGCGUGACCUGCGGCGCCACGUGGAGCAGUUGGCCACCGCCAAGGCCCGUCUGGAGAUCGAGAGGGACAACCUCGCCGAGGACCUCGGCAGCCUCCAGCAGAAGCUGCAGGACGAGGUGACCCUGCGGCUGGAGGCCGAGAGCAACCUGGCUGCCUACAGGCAGGACGUGGACGCCGCUGCCUUGGCUCGCCUGGACCUGGAGCGGCGGGUGGGGACCCUGCAGGACGAGAUCGCCUUCCUCCGCAAGGUCCACGAGGAGGAGCUGCGGGAGCUGCAGGAGCAGCUGGCGCGGCAGCGGGUGCACAUCGAGGUGGACGCGAGCAAGCCGGACCUGACGGCCGCCCUGCGCGACAUCCGCAGCCAGUACGAGGCCAUGGCCGCCAGCAACGUCCAGGAGACCGAGGAGUGGUACAAGUCCAAGUUUGCAGACCUGACGGACGCAGCCGCCCGGCACGCGGAGGCCCUGCGCGCGGCCAAGCAGGAGGCCAACGAGUACCGGCGCCAGCUCCAGGCCCUCACCUGCGACCUGGAGGCUCUGCGGGGUUCGAAUGAGUCCCUGGAGAGGCAGCUGCGGGAGCUGGAGGAACGCUACGCCCUGGAGACAGCCGGCUACCAGGACACGGUGGUGCGGCUGGAGGAGGACAUCCGCAGCCUCAAGGAGGAGAUGGCCCGGCACCUGCAGGAGUACCAGGAUCUGCUCAAUGUCAAGCUGGCCCUUGACAUCGAGAUCGCCACAUACCGCAAGCUGCUGGAGGGCGAGGAGAGCAGGAUCACCAUCCCUGUGCAGAGCUUCUCCAACCUGCAGAUCCGAGAGACCAGCCUGGACACUAAAUCCGUGUCAGAAGGCCAUCUGAAGAGGAACAUCGUGGUCAAAACUGUGGAGACCAGAGAUGGAGAGGUGAUCAAGGAGUCCAAGCAGGAGCACAAGGAGGUGGCGUAG